Molecule: messenger RNA, 3265 nt
Organism: Chara braunii
Lineage: Eukaryota; Viridiplantae; Streptophyta; Charophyceae; Charales; Characeae
Source: the annotation of a GenBank genome assembly
CUCGUUCAUAGUACUCUUCUGACAUACCUUACUCGUAAAGAUCGACAAAUAUAUAUAUAAAAAAAAUAAAAAUAAAAAAAGGAAUUAGUCCUCUUUUAUUUUAUUUUUUUAUUUUUUUAUUUUAUCUGUUGAUCAGGGCCGGAGGACAGUAUUGUUGGGUUGGUAUCCCUACCUGCGUUUUCCCUCCCACCCACCCCCUUGUCUGCAUUUCGGGUUGUUUACAGUGCCACGUCAGCAGUGCCACGUCAGCAGUGCACGUCAGCAGUGCCAGGUCAGCAACCAUGACGGGACCAGCGCUGGGCUUACUAGGCCAACUGGCCAACGAGUCUAUCACCGAGUACCGACAGCGGGUCCAGGCUCAGCUCGCGCUCAUUCAGGCCGAGGAACAGCGCCAGGCGGCAGCCGAGGCUGCCCGCCUACAGGCUGAGGUGGCAGCGGCAGCUGAAAGGCAGCGGCUUCAGGCCGAAGUCGAGGCACACACCAGGGCACGCCGAAAGGAAGCCCAAGAGCUGCUGCAGCGCCAUGAAGCAGCCAACAUCGAAAGGCUCAAGUACUGGCACUUUGAACCAAACGGCGACGAGCCGACACUGGAAGAGCAACACAAGGAGUUUCUCUCCAAGCUCGUGUCACGCCUGUUGUAUACUUGCAACUACCAACCGGCCAAACUAGAGAAACAACACCAAGAGUUGGCAGACCUCCGCCGAAUAGUGCAGGGCCACGAGGAUGCAACACAGGCACUCAAUGCCCGUGUAUUGGACCUGGAACAGUUUGUACCAGGACCAGAUGCUGGUACGUCCAGCAGUGAACCCUCUAGCCGCCAACUGGAGGAACGCAUUGACCACGUAGUGGCGAUGCUCGGCGACAUCAGUGCUUUCGCUGCACCUACCACCAUCAGCAGUCAGCUGCACACCUUGAAGACCGAGGUCCAGAAGCUGCAGUCGACGAACUCGGAGGGCAAUCCUAAGUUGUACAAGAUGCUAACCUUCCAACUCGAGAAGUUCGACGACUACACGCAUCAGGAUCGGGUUCUCUGGUGGGAAGCAUUCACGACGCAGCUUCGGAUCCUACCAGUCGCAAAGCACGCAUACAUCGGUGCCCUUUUUCUUAACUCAAAGGGCGCAUGCCAGACUUGGUUGACCCAUCUGGCAGCCACUCACGGCGUCGACGUGGUAGAUCUUCGAGACAAGAUCACAUGGGAGGAGUUGACACGGUUGUGGAAGAAGAGGUUCAUCGUCGACGACGCGCCUGCCCUCGCCAUCAACCGCCUCUUCACCAUGACCCAAGGCAACACUGCAACACGAGACUGGCUCACGGAAUGGCAAAAGAUCGCGGCAACGCCGGAUUUGGACUUGCCAUUUACGCAUCUGCGCCGAGAGCUCUACAAUAGGUCAUGUGCUGCACUGAGCCAGAUACUUGGUGAUCGCGAGCAGUACUCAACCUUCGCUGCGAUCAUCGACAAAGCAAGGGAGAUCAUCAAGACUAAUAGGGCGGCUGCACACGAGAAAUCAGCAUGGCAGCCAACCUAUGUGGAGAAAGUAAAGACUGGUCCGCGGCAGCAGCAUUUCGCUGCAGUCCAAUCGGACAGUGGAGACGACCCGGCAGCCACCAAGGCAUCAAGUGAAGGAGAUCAGGUGGCUGCUGUCCAUCCGAGAAGCACCAACAAGUCCCGGAACAAUGGAAAGGCGAGGACCGCAUCAUCGGCUGGAACACGACAGCCAGCGCCAUGGGUCAAGUUUAACUUGACCGAGGCCGAAUACAAGUACCGUGUUCCGCCAUCAUUUACCUCAGGGGAUUCGUCGAUGUGGUCAAGACUUGAAGAGCUCGACCCGUUGACAGUCGCGGAUCUCCAGUGGAUGCCCAUUCCCCCAACCGGUCGAUUGUCGAAACCGCAUUACAAUGUGCUCAUGGCACAAUUGCGGGAGUAUUUGCACACUGCAGUACCAACUCCGUUGAUGGACGCCGGAGUAGAGGUUGUCGACCUUCAGGAGUACAUCGCGAAGAUCGACCACGAGUUCAAGACACAACGGUAUGACGACAUUGACGCACCAUUGUUGUAUGUACGCAUUCAGAUCGGAGAGGCGACCUGCAGCGCCUUGAUCGAUUGCGGUGCAACUCGCAACUACAUGAGUCAGGACUUCAUGGUACGCGUCGGCCUUGGCCCACGCGUCAGGAGGAAGUCCCAUCCGGCACACGUGACGUUGGCCGAUGGUCACACGCACAAGUUAAUUGACCGGUGCAUUGACAACGUCCCUGUGUAUUUCGCCCCGCAUGCACGCGAGGCUGUGUCCUUCGACAUUCUGGACACUAAGCUCGACAUGAUUUUGGGCAUGUCAUGGCUGCGAAGUGAGGACCACCCGGUGAGCUUCUACCGCCGCACCGUUCACGUUCGUGACCGGGAUGGAGUACUAGUCCCAUGCACGGUGCCUCCUCCUCACCCUUCGAUCAGCUGUCACGUGGCGCCCGCCGCAAGUAUUCGAGGUUUCAUCAUCAAGGAUGACAUUGAGGAGAUGGGGGUGUGUUUUCUCCACGCCCUCCCGCCCCAGGACACCCCAUUCACGGACGCAUCAUCGGACCCAGGCAUCACUGAGCUUCUCGCCACUUAUAGUGACGUGUUCGAGGCCCCGCACGGAGUAGUACCGGAUCGGCCCAUCCGCCACGAGAUCAUCCUCGAGGACGGGGCUGUACCUCCGCGUGGUUGCAUGUACCGAAUGAGCGAGAAAGAGUUAAGUGUGCUACGGGCACAACUCGACGACCUUCUGGAGAAAGGCUGGAUUCGACCUAGCUCUUCGCCAUACGGUGCGCCUGUUCUCUUCGUCCGGAAGAAGAACAAGGAUUUGCGGUUGUGCAUCGACUAUCGUAAGCUCAACGCGCAGACGGUCAAGAACGCSGGCCCUCUCCCAUGCAUCGACGAUCUCCUGGAGCGACUGGGCGGCGCGAAGUUCUUCUCCAAGUUUGACCUCAAGUCCGGUUAUCAGCAACUUGAGAUUCGCCCGGAGGACCGAUAGAAGACCGCGUUUAAAACGCGAUAUGGGCAUUUCGAAUGGUUGGUCAUGCCGUUUGGCCUUACGAAUGCCCCAGCCACAUUCCAGGCGGCUAUGACAUUGGAGUUUCGACACAUGCGGGAUCGUUUCGUACUCAUCUACCUCGACGACAUCUUGGUGUAUAGUCGGAGUUUGGACGAGCAUGUGGAGCACCUACGCACCGUUCUGGAACGGCUACGACAGGCCAAGUACAAAGCAAACCGCGAUAAAUGCGAAUUCGCGCU